CUUCUGGUCCAGGCGUGUGGUGCGUCGCUACCUUUACCAGAGCGACCUCGCUGUCUGGCAGAAAAUCUACGGGAUGCCGGAUACCGGUCAAGUCGUCUUAUUUAAUGGUUGGCACAAGUCAAGCAGGGUCGUGUGCGACGUCUGUCGGAUGAAUCGCGUGGGUCAAUUGAUUGACCAGGCAAAAGUAUGCCUGGAUAUGGUGCUACUGUCUACCGCCAAUGUCAAGUACAUUGACCGCAUAUUGGCUGCACAUAUUCGGGGUGUCACCGUGCGCGUUCUCGCCAGCGACAAAAUGCUCGCGGCUAAUGGGCCAGCAAUGAAGCUACUCUGCGCCUUGAGUGUGCAGGUGCUCUGCUACUCAAUCGGAGUAAUAUUCGGGUACAAUUUUGCUAUAAUAGACAGUGAAAAGCGAUCCCUGGAGAUAGAGGCCAAGCAGGAUACGGUCCACACGAGUCUUUGGCGACUAAGGGGUAACAUGAAAGGGUGUCUAAACUGGAUCCUACUGGCCGCGUUGCAGAAAAGUGAUUAUAGGAAUGACAAUCGCCACUACCAAAAAUUUUUUGAUGAAUGGAACUUCUUAUAUUCUGUCACACCGUCCUACUUCAUAGCAUAUAAUUUGCGUUCACCGCAGCAUAAAGCAUAGAUCAAUUGGAGUGAAGCUGGAAUAGUCGUUGGAUAAUUGAGCCCUCGAUCCGUCCACCAACAAUAAAAGGAAUAAAAGGAGAAUUCCACCCCAGCAAGCACCGGUGGAUAAUUCCCAAUUUCCAAGAUAAGUACGGAUUCCCCAUCUGCCCAUCUUCAGCGCCUCCUCACCUCCUGGUCCCAGUCGGCCAUACAUAUAUAUACGUGCCGCUUCUUUCCUUUCACCGUUCUAUCGACGGAUCCAUAUUAUCGGCAAUUCCUGGCGUUCUCCGCUUACUCGAAUUUUAUCCGCCGACUCUUACGUAUACCCAGCACCCGUAUACACAUACACAUCAGCAUAUUAUCGGUGAAUAACAAG
This is a messenger RNA of Drosophila persimilis, 1000 nucleotides long. RefSeq lists its product as uncharacterized. NCBI's taxonomy places the organism in Eukaryota, Metazoa, Arthropoda, Insecta, Diptera, Drosophilidae. The record is from RefSeq and is a predicted model, not a curated record. The transcript has 2 exons. Bases 74 to 643 code for a protein of 189 amino acids.